AUGAACAGCGUUUACGCAAGUGCGCCUCGAGAAAGUUCAGUAGUUGGAGUUAAACAUCAUGAAAAGGGCGGCCCACCUUCUUCCUCCUUGACUACAACAAAUCCCCACUUCAACUCCAACUCGAAUUCGAUUUCCAAUUCGUCUAGUGGUACUAGUCGCUUUGUUAAUGGCAAUGAUUUCAUAACAUAUAUAAUACCCGAUUUCAACGCUGUCAAGUAUUUCCAAAAAGAUUUUGUUACUUCAAAUGAAUUUUAUAUUAUUGAGGAAUCGGAGGUGAAUGGGUUUGAGUUGUAUUUGGUGGAACAGUGGGUUAUAAACCGUAAUAUUGCUACCGUUGUUACCACUUAUACCGGAAAUGAGCAGUCAAAAAUAAGCGUGGUAAGGUUUACAAUCAUUAAAAAACCCACAAAGUACUAUCCCAUCCGAUUCCAAGAAUACUUGAAUGAAAUAGUUUUGAAUCACUCCAAAAUGAAAACCGUAGACAAGGCAGAUAAGGAAAAGGCAGAUAAGGAAAAGUUAGGUACAGAAAAGCCAGGCACGGAAAGCCGAUCAGAUAGCGCUAAUGAGCUUCUCACUAUAUCGAAAUUAUCAACCGAGCUGUCAACUUUAGCGCCAACGGUAAAGAAAAACAAGUCCUCUUCAGACUAUGUCAACGAAGUUUGUUUUGUCACAAAUUUGGCAUCAUUGCCGUCAAACUUGAACUUGAUUCCAGUGCCGCAUGGAGAUACUAGGAAACUUGAAGCUCCAUUUAUAAUAAACUACGAUUUGAAAAAAUUGCAAUGCACAGGACGUUCAGCGUCUUUGGCCACGGACAGGAUCUCUGACGCCAACGAAGCUAAAUUUCGUCAAGUAUACAAAAUCUACAACAUUAAAGUACCUAUCAAAUUUGCCGUGCGUGAGCUUGUGAAUUUGAUUCAAACAUGUUUGUUUUAUUUUGAUUUGUUAGAUGGAAGAUACUGCACAGGCUUGCUCUGCGUUAAAACCGAGGAGGCAAUAGUUAAUUGGUGGAAUUUGAUAGGGCUCCCCCAUUUCAACACUAAACCUGAUCCUAGAAAUGGGAUUUUACCUUCGCAGACAGUGGCGGCAAUAAUAAGUUUAAUUCUUAGUAUUAGAUUGAGAUUACUAAUAGUUGGUGUAUCUGAUACUCCCAAAGACCCCUUUGAUUUUGAAACUUUUAUGCUAGCAAUAGGCCUAUUUCAGAGACAGAACAAGAUGGACAAGACUAGAAAAUUGGAUAUGGAAACUUUGAAUAAACUAUUCACAAUCACAAACUCAAAGUUGAUGCCAGAAAAAGGGUCCAACUAUUUUUAUAACUCGACUUUUGUUCCAGGUGAGGCAGGCACUCACCAUGAGUAUGACCUUAUGACAUCAUCAUCAUCAUCAUCACCACAGCAAAAUUUCGGUUACAGUUCACUGUCCCAUUUUUCACCCGGGGCCGGGGCCACAUCAAAGCGUUUAUAUGGGAAAAAAGAGUUGAAAAAAAUGGCCAAUGUCAUGAAAACCACGGUCCAAGAUCAUAUUAAUGCUGCGAGUACUCGGGAUUCUGACGAGAUGCAAAUGCCAAAGAAGCCCUCUGGAGGCCGAAUACGAAGUAAAAUUGCCAAGUUGGCCGAUAACGUUAGUCCAUUGGAUGUUGAGAAUCUUGAUUUGGAGGUGUUGGUGAAGCAUUAUUUGGUAGGUAAAACAUUGAUACGGUUAUUUUGGGGUGCACAAACAAACAAUGCAUUGAUAAUGAAUGAUGAUGGUGGUGGCCUAAGUGGUGGUGGUGGUGGGUUAGGUGGUGGUGGUUUAGGUAGUAGUAGUAGUAGUGGAGGAGAUCCUAAUGGACGAUUAAGAGUCAGCGAAAUUUCGCAUCAUAGACGUGGGGGGAAACAACUUGAUGAAAGCCCUUCUCCCUUGUAUGCAUUUGAAAGUCUCAGGGAUAAAAUUAUAUCAAAUCACAAUAUCCAAUUAAGUGGUGAUAAUUCAAAAUAUUCACUAGGUUUGUCUCGAAGGUUUGGUUUGCCAAGCAGCAAAAAAAGCAUGAGUGACGGAAAGCCAGCUUCGUUUUCGUCUUCUUCUCAUUUGGAAGUAAAUGGUGGACCCGACAAUUACAGGUCUUUGAAUACGUCGUCCGUUGUUGACUCCUUUUUACAGCUAGCUAAUGAUAACUCAUCAUGUGCAGAAAGUGAAUGUUCUAUUACCAAGAAACCAUUUGAUGCCAAUUCUGCUCAAAACUUGUUAAAAGUCAAUCACCCCUUGUUCCAAUUUAAGCGCAAUUUGAACAGAAGAAACUCGUGGCCAUUUGUAUUAAACAAGUAUGAAGAGAAUUUGAACACUUUGGUACAGUUUAAAGACAAGAAUGCGGUUAAUCCAGAAUUGGUACAAUAUUGUGUAACGAGACCUAGAAGUGCCAGUACUUCAUUACUUCAAAAUAAACUUCUUUCUUCACUGGACGUCUCGGUAGCAACUAUGGCCAAAUUCUCACAAAAGUAUUUAGAUAAUAUUGACUCAUUGAUGAAGUAUGAGAAUUUAAGGAACCACUAUUUUUAUGGAACGAGCGACAAUGAACAAGUUAUUUCUAAUGUUCAACUUGGAAAAUCUUUCUGUUCGUUGAAUGUCGAUUUGAUGAAGUUGAAAAAUUUGAAAAAUCAAAUGAAUGCAAAUAAAGUGCGUAUCAUGGAGGAAGGAGUAGUUGAACAUCUUCAAUACAACUUGCGUACGUUGUUUAGUACUGUUGAUCGUUUAAAUUACGAAACUAGAAUUGUUACGAAAAAAAUGAAUGAGUUGGAAGAAAACUUUAAAGUUUUUGAGCUAAAGUUGAAAGAUGGUUGUCAGAAUAAGAUGAAUAAGAUGAUUAAUUUGUUAUUGGUACUGAAGGACUUUAAGGAAGUAUAUCCCGAUUUGUCUGAGCGCAAAAAGAUUGCCUUUCAACUAACUGGCGAUGAAACCUAUUCAAGAUUCAAUGAAGAGGCUGAGACGAUGAGUUUCAUUAGACACGUUGUGGUUUUUUUUUAUGAUAUACUUGUGGCCAUUUUGCAGUGGUUUAAGUUUGAGAGGACUCAUAUGAAUCUUGAGAGAAUCAGAGAGAGCUGGAUCCAGUUGGAUCCUUCAAAAUCGCUCAUCAAGAAGACUUAUACGUAUCUUGGAAGAGAGCCUUCUAGUGAUAGUAUUGCCUCUGUUGAAUGA
Molecule: messenger RNA, 3168 nt
Organism: Lodderomyces oxycetoniae
Lineage: Eukaryota; Fungi; Ascomycota; Pichiomycetes; Serinales; Debaryomycetaceae
Exons: 1
Coding region: 1-3168 (1055 amino acids)
Cellular component (GO): Sin3-type complex
Source: RefSeq, a predicted model, not a curated record